Messenger RNA from Pelodiscus sinensis (Chinese soft-shelled turtle), 2596 nucleotides. The record is from RefSeq and is a predicted model, not a curated record. Lineage: Eukaryota; Metazoa; Chordata; Testudines; Trionychidae.
CAGCCGUCGCCUGGUGGUGGUGAAAGAGGCUCGGGGCUUGCUGGCGAUCUGAACGUGCCUGGUGUGUGUGAGAGCUUCCCCCGGUCAGCCAAAUGCACCUCUUCGCCUUACUCCUGCUAACAUCUGCCCUGGCCAGCCAGAGACAUGCAGCCCGAGCGGAGUCCAGUUUGAGCGGCAAGCUGCAGUUCUCCAGCGCCAAGGAGCAAAAUGGUUUGGCAGCGAUCAGUCUGAAGCAGUGUCUGGAGGCAGCGAUGAACUGGAUGAGGUUGAAUACGUUAAAGCUGAAUCCAGGAGUACAAGAUCCCCAGCAUGAGAAGAUUAUUACUGUGUCUACUAAUGGAAGUAUUCACAGUCCCAAGUUCCCACACACUUACCCACGCAACACUGUACUGGUAUGGAGAUUAGUAGCAGUAGAAGAGAAUGUGUGGAUACAGCUUACUUUUGAUGAAAGAUUUGGGCUUGAAGACCCAGAAGAUGACAUAUGCAAGUAUGACUUUGUAGAGAUUGAAGAGCCGAGUGAUGGCACGAUUUUAGGGCGCUGGUGUGGUGCCAGUACUGUCCCAAGCAAACAGAUUUCUAAAGGAAACCAGAUCAGGAUAAGAUUUGUAUCAGAUAAAUAUUUUCCUUCUGAACCUGGAUUCUGCAUCCAUUAUACUCUGCUCGUGCCACACCAUACAGAAGCUGCCAGCCCAUCUACAUUACCCCCAUCAGCUUUACCAUUAGAUUUACUAAACAAUGCUGUUGCUGGAUUUAGUACUGUAGAAGAACUUAUCCGGUAUCUAGAACCAGAUAGGUGGCAACUGGACUUGGAAGACCUGUACAGACCAACAUGGCAAGUCCGUGGAAAGACAUAUAUUCAUGGAAGAAAAUCCAGAGUGGUGGAUCUGAACCUUCUAAAGGAGGAGGUACGCCUCUACAGCUGUACACCUCGCAAUUUCUCUGUGUCGCUGAGGGAGGAACUGAAGCGAACUGACACCAUCUUCUGGCCACUCUGUCUAUUGGUUAAACGUUGCAGUGGAAACUGUGCCUGCUGUCACCAUGCUUGCAGUGAGUGCCAAUGCAUCCCAACCAAAGUUACCAAAAAAUACCAUGAGGUUCUUCAGCUGAAGCCCAGAAGCGGAGUAAAGGGAUUGCAUAAAUCAUUGACAGAUGUACCCCUGGAACACCAUGAGGAGUGUGACUGUGUGUGCAAAGGGAAUACUGAAGGAUAAAUGUGGCUAACCGUGCUUCUUUCUUUCAAAGUACAUUCAAUCAAUGGCUGGUUCUGUUAUGGGGCUUGUGCAUUAUCUCCUUUCGUAAUCUCAGUUGUUUGCUUUGGGGAUCUUCCAUCUUCAGGAUUUACAGUGAGCUCUAAAGAGAGAAGAAACCAAGAUGAGAUUAUAUGUUGUGUAAAGGCACUGUUGCUUGGAGGCCCAGUCAAAGGAUGGGAGAAAGGCACCGGUGAGGGAUUUUUAAAGGUGUAUAUUGUCUUUUGCAGUUGGCUUGACAUUACACGGAUUUAAAAGUUUAGUAUAACACAUUAGAGUGCUCCCACCAUGAAGACUUGACUCUGCUUGCUGCCUUACUUCUACAUCUCCAAUGCAUCUGCCCUUUGAUUGACAACAUUUGGAAUCUCUCUUACUGUACUCAACCACUCCUACAUGCUCUAAAUCCGAGUGUUCUAGGUCUUACAAACUUGGUUAAAAACAAACUGUCUUAUUCUGAAUUAAACUUAAUUAGGAAAGACUGGAUGUUUCCACACACGCUAUGAAAGUUCCUGCCUUUUAGAAAAAAUGGACUGAACCAUAUGCGUGAAUUAAGGAGGCAAGUAGUGAGAAGAACAGUGGUUUUACUUUAAUUACUAUGCCCACAACUUUUUGUUUGUAUUUUUUAUCGUGUACAUUUUUAUACUCUCCUUUUGACAUAUAACUAUUUGCUUUUUCUAAUCUUGUUAAAUAUAUCUAUUUUUACCAAAGGUAUUUAAGAUUCUUUUUUAUUACAGCCUAGAUCUACUAUAUUUUAGUUUUGUAAGACUUUCAAGCCAGAGGUAUACAGUUUAAGUAACAGAGAUGUGCUUACUGUGGCAAAGCAUCUAUUUCUGAAUUUUCUGGCCCUAGAAAGGAGGACAGAUCUUGGUGUAUGCAUUUAAAUAUAGAAAUGACAAAUGAAAAGAUUUUCAGUAUGGAUGAAGCUUUAUGCUUGCAAGUUCCAUGAUACUGACAAUAUGAAAAACAGAUGUUGCUAUUAACGAUUUCAAAAAUAGCUAUCAAAAUCCCUCUAUAUUCUGGCCUUUUGUCAAAUAGAAAAAAUUAAUCAGUUUUAGUGAGACCAGUUCUGGCUUGUUUUAUUGUUUAAUUUCUUUGAAGUAGAAAAGUCUACAUCGUAAUGAGAAGUUCAGUGGCUUGUUGUCUUCAUGAGGCAGUGUGUUCAUAGACAGGCAGCCAUAUUUAUUGCUCCAGGUGUAUGGUUUUUCAUUUAUGGUUAUGUCCAUUUAAAAGCAGUUGACUCCCAAGAUAUUAACUCUGUAAGUACAGUCUUAUGAAUUACAGUUUUGUUUAUGUAUGGUAUAUCCUUUAACCAGCACACUUAUCCCAUCCUAUGCAAAUUGGAAAGAAAA